AGGUGUAAUGCUUAAACCUUUUAAGUAAUGAAAAUGCCCUUUAUCGAAAAAACUUGAUCUUAACAUUAUGCUGUUGCAGAGACUUGGGAGUAUUUGCUAUCUUGGUAUUAAUAUAUUCUCUCUUUAUUAAAAUAAUCUCUCUCCAAACAUAACGAUAUCGUGCUCAGAAUUCAGAAGACACAUUUUCAACACAUGAAAUCCGCCGUACCGGAAAAAUAGAUAGAAUAACAGGGUACAGCUCGGUUCCUUGCCCGCACGUAUGCAACGCCUUACUGAUCUCGAUGAUUGGCGAGUGCGUGAAGGCACAUCGCCGCGCGAAGAUGUAAACGAUGUUCCUCCCCAAUGAUCACCUACUAAUUAGCCACCACUCUGAUUGAUCCAAUUCUACGUGCUGCUCACUAUAAAUUCAGUCGCCCCAUGCCGUCUUCUGGCAGAGCUCAGCUAAGAAGUAAGUGUUACAGAAGAAAGAGAAGCAAAAGCAAUGGCCAUGGCUUCUGCUGCGUGCACGUCCACGGCCAUCUUGGUCCUCCUUGUUUCUCUGGCAGCCAUGGCCACCACCGCCGACGCCAGGUUCAGGGCCAUGCAGUGGACUCCCGCCCACGCCACCUUCUACGGCGACGAGACAGCGGCGGAGACGAUGGGCGGGGCGUGCGGGUACGGCGACCUGCACGCGACGGGGUACGGCACGGACACAGCGGCGCUGAGCACGACGUUGUUCCUGGACGGCUACGGGUGCGGCACAUGCUACCAGAUACGGUGCGUGGGCGCGCCGGACUGCUACAGGGGCUCGCCGGUGAUCACAGUGACAGCAACCAACCUGUGCCCACCCAACUGGGCGCAGGACUCCAACAACGGUGGGUGGUGCAACCCGCCGCGCACACACUUUGACCUCGCCAAGCCCGCCUUCAUGAAGAUGGCCUUCUGGCGCGCCGGCAUCGUCCCCGUCAUGUACCGCAGGGUGCCAUGCAUGCGCCAGGGCGGGAUCCGGUUCGCUUUCCAGGGGAACCCGCACUGGAUGCUGGUGUACGUGAUGAACGUGGCCGGCGCCGGUGACGUCGGUGAGAUGUGGGUGAAGGGGAGCGCCGGCGGAGGGUGGGUGCUCAUGAGCCACAACUGGGGCGUAUCCUACCAGACGGGAGGGCAGCUCGCCGGCCAGGCGCUCAGCUUCAAGCUCACCUCCUACACCACUGGGCAGACUAUCCUCGUCGCCGACGCUGCACCGUCGACCUGGAGCAUCGGGCUCACGUACCAGGCCCGCACCAACUUCAGAUAGAGGAGUCAGGAGAAGCUCUGAAGCACAUCACAAGUAGCAGGAGCUGAGACACUGCCGACGCUCUACUCUGCUGUGCUGCCAUUGCUGUUUCGUCCCAUAUUUUCAGUUCCGUCCAGUUAGGAGAUUCUCACCCGUUGCCCCCAUUCACAUGGAACUGCGGGUUUGACACACGCACCAACUGCUUAGCCUCUAUUGCACGAUCAAAGCAAAAGAUUUGCUGGUUGUAUUGUGCCAUAAAAUUCUAGCUCACUAUUAAGAUUUUUCUCAUGUACUUCUGUGUUCGGUGCAACAUCAGAUAGCUGGAAUAAAUCAAUAUGGCAAAAAUU
Molecule: messenger RNA, 1599 nt
Organism: Lolium perenne
Lineage: Eukaryota; Viridiplantae; Streptophyta; Magnoliopsida; Poales; Poaceae
Product: putative expansin-A30
Biological process (GO): plant-type cell wall organization
Cellular component (GO): extracellular region
Source: RefSeq, a predicted model, not a curated record